Pezoporus flaviventris is the source of this 1054-nucleotide messenger RNA. Its product is annotated as SUN domain-containing protein 5-like. Gene Ontology annotation, molecular function: protein-membrane adaptor activity. The record is from RefSeq and is a predicted model, not a curated record. Lineage: Eukaryota; Metazoa; Chordata; Aves; Psittaciformes; Psittacidae. Gene Ontology annotation, biological process: nuclear envelope organization. The transcript is spliced from 7 exons. Gene Ontology annotation, cellular component: meiotic nuclear membrane microtubule tethering complex; nuclear envelope. The coding region runs from base 43 to 720 and encodes 225 amino acids.
CUGCUGGGGGAGCCUGCAGCUGACCUGUAUUCCUUUCGAAAUAUGCUUGCUCUGGCGCGGAAAAAAAUGGACAACAUGCAACAUCUGAGAGAUGAACUGGCAAGCCUGGCUGCAGAGAUCAACACUGUGAAGAAGGAAGCUCAGCAACUGAGAGAAGGGAUGUCUGCAAUCACACAGAUGUCUGGCUGGGCUGUGAAAAGCACAAGGGCUGCCAUCAACCUGCAGAGAUCAUCCAGCAGCUCUGCAUGGCUCUGCAGGAUGUUUUGGUUCCUGUGUAUUCCACCCAUUCUGGAUACCUUUGUGCAGCCUGAUUCUUCCCCGGGAUACUGCUGGCCUUUCCAAGGGUCUGAGAGUGAGGUGCUAAUCCAGUUGCCUGCAAAAGUACGACCAACGGCCAUCACCGUACAGCACACCUUAAAGACAGACUCUCCGCUGAGGACUAUCAGCAGUGCCCCGCGAAAUUUCAUAGUCUAUGGACUGAAUGAAGGAGGCAAAGAUGAAACUCCGCUUGGGACAUUCACCUACACUGCACAGGAAGAGGUUAUCCAGACCUUCCCUUUGCAGGAUGAGAUGAGAGACUUCCAUUUCUUGAAGCUUGUCGUACAGAGCAACUGGGGAAAACCAGGCUACACCUGUAUUUAUCGAGUGCAGGUGCACGGGAAGGUGGAUGGAACCAGUGCCAUCAGCCAGAUUUCAGAUGUGAGGAACUCACUUCAGUAAGAAUUAAAGAGGAAAAUGGAGAAAGGAGGAGAGUGAUUGGCCGUUAGUCUGGGGCACAGCAAUGUCAGUGGCCUUCUCACAGCUGCCAACCACUGCCUUUCGCAGGCCAAGGCCUUCCUCAAGCUUUUCACUUUCUCUCCACCACAGGAAUGUUUCUUAAGUGACCAAAAGGAGACAACAUUCCCAUUGCCUUUUCUUGCCUAGUUCCUUGACAAAAUCUUUUGUGGGUCAUGAUCAUCAAAGCACGGGCCCAUUCCAUUCACACAGCACCUUGACUCUGGGGACGGGGUCCAGUGGGGCCCCGCACAGGGUGCAGCCAAGUCUGCAUGAGGUG